CGCUUCGUUUUUAAUCCUUCGGUAGAAUAAAGGCACGUUCUUGCGAAAGUGUCAUACGCGCACGCGAGUAUGAACGAUGCGAUACUCUACUAGCGGCAAUUUCGAUGUUAGAUCGUCGAAACGAUCGUUGCGCCGUUCGUAGAUAAGUCAGUACUAGAAAUACUUUGUACGAGACGAGAGCCGGCGUACGAGCGCCGACGUGGUCGGAAAAAAUAUUUGGCGCGCGAAUUAUUCGUCGCGGGCCGCGUGUACGAUAAGAGAUAGAAAAUUUCUCUUAGCAAGAGAGAGAGAGAGAGAGAGAGAGAGAGAGUUCUCUCGUUAAGAAAGACCUUCGCGGCCGCUUCAUUUUUAGCUUCAUUUUUUCGUAAACACGUACCGGUCUCGCGUGCGUACGCGUCAUAUCGUCUUCAGCAUAAAUUCCUGGGACGAACUCGGAUUAAAAGAUUUUUAAAAAGCAAAACGAUCGGACGAAAAGAACAGCCACUUGGGAAUGAAUGUGUAAAUUUAAGUAGUGACUCGAUCGAACGGCUUUUAAAAGAAUGUUCAGUAAAAAUAAGUGAAAUACAGAUAGACGCGACAUACGGCGAGCAUAGAGGAGAAGGAUGAUGCAGGCCGGAUUGAUCUACAGGAAGCCCUCGACGAUGAUAACGUCGAGCCAGGGCAUCGGUGGUGCCUUCGGACGAUCCGCAGGUGGGAAGGAGGCCGUCCCUAAUGAUAAAACGAGGAAAAGCGUGGAACGAGACUCGAAAGAGACGAUACACUCUGGUCAUUUCAUGGUUUCUGAUUUCGAGGCGGAGGCUCAGGACGACGAGGACGAGCUCGCCGUUCCCGUUCCGGACGAGGAAAAUGGGAAAUUGGCGAUCAUGACGCCGGUCGGUUUUUCCCUAAAAAAGUUUGUCGACGGUGAUAUUCUCGACGAUCAACCGAAUUCUCAACAGCAGCUCAGCAUCGAGACGUCCUUGAACAAGCUCUUUCAGUGCAUGUCCUUGGCCUACAGACAGAAGCUGACGUCGCCCAAAUGGAAUCGCUUCAAAGGGAUCAGACUAAGAUGGAAGGACAAGAUCAGAUUGAACAACGUUAUCUGGAGAUGCUGGCACAUGCAGUUUAUACUGAAGCAAAACACGUUGGUGUGCCAGUUCGCGUCGCCCCUGGACGUCGACACUCAUAAUAAGCCGGAGGCGGUCGUCCUGGAAGGCAAAUACUGGAAACGAAAACUUGCUGCGGUUACUGCGGAAUAUAAGAAAUGGCGCAUGUUCUACAGAAACAAAAUUCUUGGCUGGACGAACAAGGAUGGUACCGAGGUGAUGGAAUCGAUGGACACGCUAGAUUGGAACAAUGGCAUGGAAACGUCGGAAAAUUUUGGCACGAAUACGACGAACGCGUAUGGGAGCACCGGUGGGGCUCACAGCGGAGAGAGUAUGAUGGUUGACGAAGACUAUAUGGAGCUUAUGACGGAUACGCUAUUCUCCACGAUUAGUUCGAAUCAACCUAUAUACUUUCCAGAUCCCAGAGAAAUCGCGCGCGGAGCGAGCCUGGCGGAUUUCAUUCAACCGAGCUUGGGACCACUUCAACCUAAUCUCGACGAUUUUAUGGACACGCUCGAGCCUUUGCAAGAAUUCUUGAACUCAAAGUUACCACCUGUACCGGAAGAGGAGGACAUGUUUCGAGGUGGUAGCUUAAACGCCAAUUAUCCCGAUAUCGAUCUGAUGACGCCGAUCAAUCAGAUGAACGAACUGAACGAGGAGGCUACGUCGAAGGACGAACGCUCGUCGACGGUCUUGUCCGUGGAACGGGGAAACGGCAUGCAGAAUCUUCAAUAUACCGGAAAGAUAUAUAACCAGUCUGAGGCGGAGUCUGGCAGCGUUUACAGGAAUGACAUGGACGUAGAGAUGAAUUACAGGGCUGCCGUGGAAGAAAAUUUUGAGAGGUCGACGGCGACGAGAACGACGAGGACGGCGACGACGACUGCGACGGCGAUUACGACUACGACGACCACGACGACUGCGACGACUACGACUACUACGACUACUACGAGUAAUGAUCAAUCCACGCGUGAAAAGAUCCGACAAGAGAAUCGUCGAUCCGGUAGAAUAAGUCGCGUGAUACAACAGACCCACCAACAGACAUCUCAACGAGCUGACGCGUAUCGGCAGGCCGUUCAAAGUGUACAAACGGUUCAACGAAAUUCGGUCUACGAGCAGCCGCCGAGCCAGCAGCAAUCUUCUUAUGCCAUGGAAGUACAAGCGACGGUGCAAUUGGCCGCUCCCGUCGACAAUCGAAUACAGGUAGCGACGUUGAACGAUCGGUCCGUCGUCAAUGCGACCCAGAUCUCCUCCUCGAUGGCCGCCGAGGUACAAAAUUUGGUAACGGCCCAGCAGCAAAGCUUUGCGCAAAGUAACGCGGCAUUGCCGGGCACUCAGCAGCACCGGUCCAUAAGAUCUUUACCGCCUACCCCGCCGAUGUCUACGAAGCCUUAUAAAAUCGUUCAACCACAGCCAAAUACUUGUUACAAGCUAUCGAACAUCGGUCAAAACUUUAAUACUCAGCAACAAUGUAAAUUCACUGGCAAUAACUUCAAGACGCAUCAUCCCGCUCAGCAACAAGUCGUAUCGCUUCCAACGCAACAAUCAACGCAAUCGCCUAUACUUUUACAAUGCAGAUCUUCCGGAUUGGAUCUUACAUUGCAACCGACAAAAUUAGUACCACAAUCGAUUCAAACUACGUCGGAGAAGGAAGUCUUUGCGGUGCCUAAGUACCAAAUGAAAGCACGAAACAGAUCUAGGAGUAGUUCUUCCUUGAUACCUCCGAGGAUGAAUCAAUUGCCCUUGGCCUCGGCAAUUAGCGACCCUGCUCUAAAUUUAAAUAACAAUGUCUUGCUUGCGCACCUCCUUACCAACAAUACGUCCGGUAUAUGUACGAUGAACGCGUCGACCGAAAAAAUAAUACCAACGACGAAUAAUCAAUCCGGCACGGUUAAGCAUAUAUUACCCAUUUUACCACCGACAGCUUCGGCCACCCAAGUAACGACUACUCAUCACAUUGCGACGCCAGUCACGGUUCAAGCUAUACAAACUUCCUCCAUGCAAGCAUCGCAGCACCAACAACAACAACAACAGGGGAUACAAUCGAGUCAACAGAUUCUCUUGAACAAUCAAACUCAUCCACCGCAGAACAGUCCUGGCUCGCCCAAGGAUCAUUCCAACGCGCCUAGUCCUCAAGCUUUGAGUCUGAGUCCUCUUCACAGUCCAAUGAGCAUCGGUAGUCCAUUGUCGCCAACGCGAAGUUACGUUAAAGGAGAAUCGGAACGUGGACAGUACAAGGAACAAAGAAGGGUCGGCCAUAUCCAUGCCGAACAAAAGCGUAGAUACAAUAUUAAGAAUGGUUUUGACAUGCUUCACAGUUUAAUACCGCAGCUCAAUCAAAAUCCCAAUGCAAAAUUGAGUAAAGCUGCCAUGUUACAAAAAGGAGCGGAUUAUAUUAAACAAUUAAGGGCAGAAAGGAAUCAGCUCAAGGAGGAGAUGGACAAUUUGAGACAUCAGAUCGAGUGCCUUAAUACUUCUAUCAGUAAUUGUCAAUCCAUGCUUCCUGCAACGGGUGCCCCAGUCUCGAGACACAGAACCAAUAAGAUGAAGGAAAUGUUCGAUGAAUACGUUCGCACCCGUACUCGAGAAAAUUGGAAAUUUUGGAUCUUUAGCAUUUUGCUUGAACCCCUAAUGCUAUCCUUCAAUACUUCGGUAUCAACGGCGAGUAUCGAGGACCUCUACAGAAGUACAAUAUUAUGGGUCGAGCAGCAUUGCUCGCUCGUAGAUCUCAGGCCAGCUGUUCUCAACUCCCUAAGGUAUCUGUGUACUGCCACUGAUAUUUUGGCAGAUCCUGGUCGCCUGCCCGAGGAAGCACUCGCGGCGGUUAAUAGAACGGAACGACGGCGAUCCAUACAGUGACGAUCGAGUUCAGAACGGAGAUCUCUUGGAAAAGCAAACGCGCGAAAUAUAUUGAGACGCCAUGUAGAAAUCUAAAGUUACCUUACUCAGUAAGGCCGUUAAUAAUCGAAGAACAUAUUCAAAUAAGUGAUAUAAAUCAUAUAUUUUUGUCAAAGCACAAACUCGUACAUUCAGGAUCUCUCAUUAAAGUCCUUUAAUACCAAGAAAGAAAUGUCAUUGAAGAAGAUUCGAUCGAUCGAUGGGGAUCGCUCGAAAAAAAGAAAAACUUAUCGAUUCGGGAAAUCCCACUUCGCACUCUUUCGCAUUGACUUUGCCUCUCCCUCUUAAUAGUUAAAUACGAAUACAUAUAUAUAUAUAUAUAUAUAGACAUAUAUAUACAUAUAUUCUUCAUUCGGUAGAUAGGAAAAUGUGCGAUGAGGUUCUUUCACGGGCAUUUUCUGCAUCAUUUCUUAACAACGUUUAAUAAUUAUUAUUCCAUGCAGAUAUAUUUUAGACGCGAACAACGACACUGGUAUCCAACAGUGACCAUUUAAACUCGAUCAAUUCUGUGAUAUCUUUAAUAACGUACUAACCCGAUUACACUGUAAAUUCUCAAAAACAUCAUUCACAAAUGUAUCCGUGCAUUGGUGUAAUUAUGCGCAAUGGUCGAUGGAAUACCAUUAUGCCACCGGCCAUUUCAUAUGAUACGAUCAAUUUAAACUUUAGUGUGUUUAAUAAAAAUAAAUUGAUUUUUGAGCGAAGCAAAUUAUGGAUAUAACCCAUCUAUAAAUGGGGCUAAGUGUUGUUCUUUUGUAAUAAUAAUAAAGAAAAGUUUUUUCUAUGUAAUUAUCAAACGUAUCAUAAAGCUCGCGCGAGAUGUGAUAGGUAAUGUUUGGAAUCUUACGAUCUGUAUAAAUUUCUUUUUCUCUUAAACGCCUUCGGUAUAUCGCGUACGAGGAGAUUACGAUCUUGCAUACAAAUGCAAUCUCGCUCACGAUCUUCAACUUGCCUUAAAAUAUUAGUCGCACGUAGAUUAUAAUCUGAAAUCGUACAUACUGCAUCGGUGCAUACAUUUUUUUCUUUCUCCCUUUAAAUGACGACACACUACGCCCGUUAUAUAUCGUCGUAUAGUCAUCCAAAAAAAAACGUAUUACGGCAAACAGUGGACACUUUGUUCGAAUUCAUUUGCAAUGAAAAAGUAGUUAAAUAUAUGAGUCUCCCAAUGUAUACUUUGACAUUUGUCAUUUUUAACGACGCUGUAUUGGUCAUUUUAAAGGCAUUUCGAGUUGCAUUGUCCGAGAAUUUAUUUAACGCGUGGCUCGUUAUGUCGUACUAACUUAAAAAUAUAAAGGAAAGGAAAAAAAAAAAAAGAAGGCGAGAUUCUAUACGACGUACUUGUACAUUGAUCAAAAUGACAUGGAAAUAUUUGCGGCCCUCCUCAAUGUUCAAUACAAAGGAACAACGAGAUCGAUCCACGUAGACGUGUAGCUAUGCCAAAUAAUUAUUUACUUACGUACAUUAUAUUAUCUAAGAUCUUUGCAAACAUAAAGUUUCUUGUAUCGAUUUUCUAACAAGUUUUCAAUCACUUCCAUAAAUAGGUGCCAUAUAAUGUUAAUGUUAUAUUACAAGAGACUGUUAAUAUUAAAGUAAUACAAUCAACAGUCGCUUUAAACGCGAAGCUUUUGCCAUAUUAAGAGAAGAGAGAGUAUAUAAAUUCGAGUUAUGCCUCCAACCGUGUGCCUCUAUAAAUUUUAUCAAACAUUAAUAUUAUUAAUAUCCGUGUUAUAUUAGAUUUUCACUUUGCGAGCUAGCCACUAUUACGCAUAAAGAGGAAAAACAAAAAAGAAAAUAGCACAUACAUACCUAUAUGCGUAUACACGCACGCACACACACACACACAUAUAUAUAUAUAUAUAUAUAUAUAUAUAUUGUGUGUGUGUUACAGAGUAAUAUAUAUUAAUAUGUAACUUUAUGUAUCGAAAAUGUACAAAUCGCAUAUAAGUAUCAAUUAUUAGAGCUUAGCUACGUUAAAGUACUACUCUGGAUAUUACGAGUAUUCUCAUUUUUUGUACGAUUGCACGUACAUAUCUAUGUAUGUCCAUGAAGAAAACUCAUCUAUGAACGUGGUCCUUAUUUUGUGCGUAUGUACAUACAUGUGUAUAAACACAUAAGGGAAGAAGAAGUACGAUCAUGGAAAAAAUAAAAUUUCUCCAAAACGUUUAUUUUUUCGAAACUCGUUGUUGCAACCAUAUACGUACAUCAUUUGUUUCGAUCGUUUAACUCCUUUCGUAAAAUUCUUAUUACUUUUUUUGUAAGCUAUACGACGACGUACGAAUGUCUUUUUUCUUUUUCUUUUUACCUAUAAACUUAUGACGCGUUUAUAUAUACAUAUAUAUAUAUACAUACAUAUGCAUAUGCAUGUAUAUGCACAUGUAUAUAUACACAUAGGUAUUUGCAAGAAGAGCGCGCGAAACAGCAAAGGAAUGUUUGUUUAUUUUGUACAUACAAUAUCUAUCAUGUUCACGUGACAAUUAUACUAUAACGUUAUUAUUAAAACAAAUGUUAAUCUUGAUAAAAUGGGAUAACGAUAUUGUACCUUGUAUAUUUGUUACAAUUAUUCACGUUAGAAAAUAAAUACUGUUGAUGGCA
This is a messenger RNA of Vespa crabro (European hornet), 6569 nucleotides long. RefSeq names its product MLX-interacting protein (gene Mondo). Lineage: Eukaryota; Metazoa; Arthropoda; Insecta; Hymenoptera; Vespidae. The transcript has 15 exons. Gene Ontology annotation, molecular function: RNA polymerase II cis-regulatory region sequence-specific DNA binding; DNA-binding transcription factor activity, RNA polymerase II-specific; protein dimerization activity. The record is from RefSeq and is a predicted model, not a curated record. Gene Ontology annotation, biological process: regulation of transcription by RNA polymerase II. The coding region runs from base 603 to 3941 and encodes 1112 amino acids. Gene Ontology annotation, cellular component: nucleus.